AUGAGGCAGUUUCAGACCGAAUCAAACUACGUCGAGGGAAAGGGAAGGAGAGGAGAAGACAAAGAAGAUGAACAGUCCAGCACGCUUUGCAGCAUUGCUGUCCAGGUCGUCCCCUGGGCGCUUAACGCCUACGAUCGUGUUGGUCCCAUCGUCAGGAUGGGAGACGGAAGGGGAAACGAGCGGGAUAUCGAAUUCGAUAUCGUCCACUGCCAGACCGCAGGGGACCAUCGGCCGAUCCUCGUCUUCCCGGGAUGUGCCGGCCUUUUCGAAUGUGUUGGUUGGGGCUGGCUGAGCCGAAAACGCCGGGAGCUAAAUAUUCCAGCCCCCGAAAUACUUCAACCUCCAUACAAGAUGGAGGUGGCAUAUUACUUACUGGGAGAUCAAGCGUUUGCAAUGAAAGAAUAUUGUCUUCGGCCAUAUGGAGGGAUGCACGCCGCAGACUCCAUAGAACGUUAUUUCAAACACAGGCAUUCGCGAGCGCGUCGUGUAGUCGAAAAUGCAUUUAGUAUUGCCGUGAAGCUUUGGCGUGUUUUAUCGAAGCCAAUUGAACUGGAACCCCACGUGGCGGAAAAGGUGGUAAUGGCAACGAUUCAUUUGCAUAACUUCCGACGACGGCAUCUAUUGUAUAAUUAUACAUCAGCUAUCCAUCUGCCCCCGACUAGAAGUACAGAAUCUAGUUCUGCUGCUCAUAACGAAAAUAGUGGUGAAGAACUACCUUCUUCGAUGUUGUCGCUGCCGGCUCCUCUAAGGCCUACAAGAACUUUGCAAAAUAUGCGAUCGCACUUAGCGCAACAUUUUAAGGCUAAUGAUCCGUUACCAUUUUCCCUUCCGCAUCCUCAUAGACAAUAA
This is a messenger RNA of Anopheles coustani, 849 nucleotides long. RefSeq lists its product as uncharacterized. The transcript has 2 exons. Bases 1 to 849 code for a protein of 282 amino acids. Lineage: Eukaryota; Metazoa; Arthropoda; Insecta; Diptera; Culicidae. The record is from RefSeq and is a predicted model, not a curated record.